AUGCGCAGUAUGGAAGAACAAAAUCCCAAGAAUAAGGUUAUUUCAUCUAUGAACAAUGUUGCAAGUACAACAGCAUCAUCGAAUACCAUCCUACCAAGACGACGGAAGGCACAAAACUUUUUGCUGUUCUGGGUGGAUAGCAAUAUUGAUCAAACAAAGCAAGAUUACCAAAACACGCUGGCACAACUGCGCGGUGUAGUCAAUGACGUCGAUAUUUGCACCACACCAGAACAAUGCAUUCGAUCUCUCAAAGUUAUUGAUGACCAGAAAGCUUUCGUCAUUACUUCGGGAUCAUUAGGUCGAUGUUUAGUCCCCGACAUUCAUGAUAUGCAACAGUUAGAUGCUAUUUACAUCUUCUGUGGCAAUAAAGCUGCACAUGAAGUAUGGAUGAAAAAAUGGACAAAAGUCAAAGGUGUGUAUACAGCAAUCAAACCUAUAUGUGAAGCACUGCAAUCGGCUGUGAAACAAUGUAAUCAAGAUUCUAUCUCAGUCAGCUUUAUUAGUAUGAAUGAAGAGGAUUCGAGUGAAAAUCUCGAUAAACUUGAACCGUCCUUUAUGUAUUCACAAAUAUUCAAGGAAAUUCUAUUUGAAAUCAACUAUGACCAACAAUCCGUUAAGGAUUUAGCCAAUUAUUGCCGUGAACUUUUCAAGAAAAACAAGGUUGAAUUAAAUAUCAUUGAUGAAUUUGAACGUACAUAUAGACCAUCAUUAGCUAUCUGGUGGUAUUCGCGAGAAUGUUUCACAUAUCAAAUGCUCAAUAAAGCGCUUCGAACAUUAGAUGGCGACACUAUCAUACCUAUGGGGUUCUUUAUUUGUGAUCUACAUCGCCAAAUUGAAGAUUUACACAAGAAACAAAUCAAUCAAUACGAUGGAAAGCCCUUUAUCGUCUAUCGAGGACAAGGUUUAUUCAAUAGUGACUUCGAAAAACUUACCAAAACAAAACGUGGACUUAUGUCCUUCAACAGUUUCUUAUCCACCAGUAAAAAUCGCAAAAUUUCCCUUGCUUUUGCCAGAGGUGCCUUAACUAAAACCGAUAUGGUAGGCAUUCUCUUUCAAAUUUCUGUUGAUCCAUCGAUUUCAUCAGCUCCAUUUGCCUCCAUCCGGGAGGUUAGUGAUAUAAAAACCGAAGAAGAAAUUCUCUUUUCUAUGCACACAGUUUUUCGAAUUGGUGACAUUCAAAAAAUUGACAACCAGCAUCCACUUUAUCAAGUGAAUCUUGAACUUACAUCGGAUGAUGACGAACAGCUGCGUAAAUUGACCGAAUAUAUACGAGAAGAAGCUGCCGGUCCAACGGGUUGGACACGGUUGGGAAACUUGUUGCUCAAAAUCGGUCAAUUUAACAAGGCCGAAGAAUUGUAUACAGCGCUUCUCGACCAGACAUCCGACGAGAGCGAGAGACAACAUUAUUAUCACCAACUUGGAUGUAUCAAGGGACGUCAAGGUGAUUAUGAGAAAGCUAUUCGAUAUUACGAAAGAACACUUGAAAUCGAAGAGAAAACACUCCCUCCAAAUCAUCCUGAUUUAGCUAUUUCAUACGGUAACAUCGGUUUGGUAUAUCUGAAAAUGGGAGAAUACUCAAAAGCACUUUUCUUUUACGAAAAAACACUUGAAAUCCAACAAAAAACACUUCCUACAAAUCAUCCUGACCUUGCUACUUCCUACAACAACAUUGGUAUGGUGUAUCAAAAUAUAGGAGAACAUUCGAAAGCACUUACGUAUCUUCUAAAAGAUAUCGAAAUGCGACAAAAGAUUCUUCCACAAAAUCAUCCUUCAUUGGCUACCUCCUACAACAAUAUUGGCAAGGUGCAUCGAAACAUGGGAGAGUAUCCGAUAGCAUUUUCCUUUUACGAAAAAGCCCUUGAAAUUCAACAGCAAACUCUUCCUUCAAAUCAUCCUGACUUAGCUAUUUCUUACAACAACAUUGGUGAUGUGUAUGGAAACAUGGAGGAGUAUACAAAAGCUCUUUCAUUUUAUGAAAAAGCACUUGAAAUUCAAAAACAAACUCAUCCUCCAAAUCCUCCUCUAUUGGCUACUUCCUAUAACAGCAUCGCUUGUUUGCGUUACAAUAUGGGAGAGUAUUCGGAAGCUCUUUCGCUAUAUGAACGUGCUCAGGAAAUCUGGCAACGUUCACUACCUCCUAAUCAUCCUCUUGUGAAAGACGUACAAAAGAGUAUUGACAUUGUAAGAAAGAAGUUGUAA
Rotaria sp. Silwood2 is the source of this 2199-nucleotide messenger RNA. The record is from the annotation of a GenBank genome assembly. Lineage: Eukaryota; Metazoa; Rotifera; Eurotatoria; Philodinida; Philodinidae.